GUUGCCCACUCACCGUCCUUACUGCGGCUUGGAUAACCCCCCCCCCCAAUAUAUUGGACCACGUGCAUCGAAUCUGUUAGAUUUGGAGGGAUGCUCAACCCAGACCUGAUCGUUUGAGCACCCCCUUUUCUAUCAUUGGCCCGACUUCGCCAAUCUUUCGUCAUCAUCACACACGGUCACCAUGUCUAUCCCGAGGCCGGGCAUGCGUGCCCCCAUCCCUCCCCGAGGCGGCCCCCGGGCACCCAUGGGAAGACUGGCCAGUCUGAAGCCCCCAAGUUCCACCCCGAUCAGACGCCCCCAGCCUAUCAAUCGGCCUCAGCCAACCAGGCCAACCACCCAUCCCAAAACCACCACUUGCCCUAAUCCAGGCUGUCCCGCCCCGCAUAUCGUGGAGGACGAUGGCCAGAAGGUCUGUUCCGGCUGUGGUACCGUCAUCAGUGAGUCCAACAUCGUCUCUGAAGUCACCUUCGGCGAAUCCUCCUCCGGUGCCGCCGUCGUUCAGGGUACCUUUGUGGGAGAAGACCAGUCGCACGUCCGCAGCUUUGGUCCGGGUUUCCAGCGUGGAGGAGCCGAAAGCCGCGAGAUCACCGAGGCGAACGGCAAUCGAUACAUCACCCAGCUGUCUCGAGCCUUGACCAUCCCCGAGAGCGCCAUGAAGGCCGCCGGGCAAGUCUUCAAGCUCGCCGUCGGACUGAACUUCAUCCAAGGUCGAAGGACCAAGACGGUGGCCGCCGUGUGCCUGUACAUUGCCUGCCGCCGGCAGGACGGCAACACCGUCAUGCUGAUUGAUUUUGCCGAUGUGCUCAUGAUCAACGUGUUCAAGCUGGGUCGCACCUACAAGGCCCUGCUGGAUGAGUUGCGCUUGGGAGGCAACGUGUUCCUGAUGAACCCCAUCGAUCCGGAGAGUCUGAUCUACCGAUUCGCCAAGCAGCUCGAGUUCGGGUCCGCUACCAUGCAAGUGGCGAGCGAAGCCGUGCGGAUUGUGCAGCGCAUGAACCGCGAUUGGAUGACGACGGGUCGUCGCCCUGCGGGUAUCUGCGGUGCGGCCUUGAUUCUUGCCGCCCGGAUGAACAACUUCCGUCGUACCGUUCGCGAGGUGGUCUAUGUCGUUAAGGUCACCGAAAUCACCAUCAGCCAGCGUCUGAACGAGUUUAGCUCGACGGAGAGUGGUGAGCUCACGGUCGACCAAUUCCGCUCCGUGCAGCUGGAGAAUUCACACGAUCCCCCCUCUUUCGCCAGAGCCCGAGACGGAAGGAAACCCUCUCGCUCCUUCAAAAGAAAGCCCGCAGAAACCGCUGCUGAGAUCGAGGGCGAUGCACCGGAGCAGCCCCGACGCGUCGACUCGGAUGGCUUUGCCAUCCCCGAUCUUCCGAUUGACCCGGCGUUGAUGGCGGCCAGCAGCGGCCAACGCCGCCCGUCCACGGCCUCCGUCGCCACCUCGAAGGGUUCAAAACGGCCGCCCCCGACCCCUUCGGCGGAUCAGCUUGCGUCUGAGGAGGCAUUGGAAAACGAGAUGACUGCCCUGCUGACGAACGGGUCGGGCAUGGUUGAGACUCCCGCCCAUCCGCCCAAGAAGGUCGUGUCGGACAACGCAGAGAUUGAUGCGGCUGAGUUUGAGUCUGAUCCCGAGGUCAAAUACUGCCUGCUCUCGCCCGACGAGGUGGAGAUCAAGGAACGGAUUUGGGUGCAUGAGAAUAAAGACUAUCUCCGGGCACAGCAAGCCAAGGCGCUGAAGCGCGCUCUCGCAGAGGCUGACUUGCAACCGGGCGAAGACGGUCGCGUGCAGAAGCCCCGGAAACGUCGCCGCGGCAGGCUUGGAGACGUGACUUAUCUCGAGGGCGAGGGCGAGGGCGAGGACGGACGGAGCACCCGCGCCUCGACUCCCGCGGAAGCCACCCGUCGGAUGCUGGAACGGAGAGGAUUCAGUAAGAAGAUCAAUUACCGCCUCCUGGAGUCUCUUUUCGGCGAGGAGGGCGCCGACGAGGCCUCCAAGGCUAAAGAAGAAAGCCUCAGCCGGAGUCACAGCCGCAGCCAAAGUUACAACCAGGGCAUAUUCUCCGGCAUCGUGGGGAACGAGGAAUUUCUGCGCGUCGUGGACUAUCCCAGUUCUGCCGUUCUCGGGUUCAUCGUGGCUAUAUACAAUCUGGGCUGUCUCGUCGGCACGGCGGUCUCGUUCAUGACGAGCGACAAAUUAGGUUUUCGCAAGUCCAUGUGGCUUUCCAUGGCUGUGAUCAUGAUUGGGGCCACGGUCCAGACUUGCUCCUUUUCCAGAACCCAGAUGCUCGUGUCCCGGCUUUUUACGGGUAUUGGCACCGGCGUUAUGACCUCCAUUGUGCCCGUGUAUCAAUCAGAGCUAUGCGAGGCCCGCCGGCGCGGAAUGUACGUCUGUAGCCAGCCUCUGGCUGUCGGCGUGGGCAUUGUCCUGGCCUACUGGUUCGAUUACGGAAUGAGCUAUGUGAAUGGUUCAGUGAGUUGGAGACUGCCUAUCGCUUGCCAGAUGGUGUUUGCGCUUAUGGUGGUGGCGAUGCUCUUUGGACUCCCGGAAAGCCCUCGCUGGCUAUGCCGUCGGAAUCAAAACCAGGAGGCCUUGCAGGUCCUGUGCGACUUCUAUGACCGCCCAGCCGACGAUCCCAAGGUGGUCCAAGAGGCGGAGGGCAUCUUCAAGGCCAUGGAGUCCGACGCCGGACGCGGAGAAUACCAGUGGGCCGAGAUCUUCAAGCGCGAUGAGCUUCACACCGGUCGACGCGUCCUACUGGCGUACGGGUUGCAGUUCAUGAAUCAGAUGGGGGGUGUCAAUGUGAUCGUCAGCUAUGUUACCACAGUUCUGGAGUAUAACGUGGGCCUCGACGCCAAGUUGAGUUUAUUGCUCGGUGGAGUGAUCCAAAUGAUGUUUGUCAUAGGAUCUUUCUAUCCCACCUUCUACUCCGAUCGACUGGGGCGACGAAGCCCCAUGAUGUGGGGAUCUUUUGGUCUGUUCAUCUGCAUGCUGAUGAUCUCCAUUCUUCUGUCCUUCAAGGGAACUACCCUCGAAAAGCCUGCCGCCGCUGGCUCCGUCGCCUUUUUCUUCCUUUUCAUGCUCAUCUUUGGCGCCUCCAUAAACUGCAUACCGUGGGUCUACGGCCCGGAGAUCCUUCCCCAACACGUCCGCGCAAAAGGUCAAGCCAUCGGCAUUUCAGCAAAUUGGCUCUGGAAUUUCUUCGUCGCCAUGAUCGCCCCGACUCUGAUUCAGGAUCUGGCUUGGAAGGGAUAUCUUAUCUUCGUGGCUUUUAAUUUGGCGUUUGUGCCGCUCAUAUACUUCUACUAUCCCGAAACUGCGAACCUCAGUCUCGAGGAGAUAGACUCGCUGUUCAUGAGGAAAGAGGGAGGGAGGGAGAGAGGGAGUGGUUGAUAGUAAGAGGAUGGGCUGGUGGAUGGAUGGAUGAUGGUCUCUCAACACGAUAAGUAUAACAGUGGUAGUGGUUGUGGUAUAGCAUAGGUACAGAUAUAAGAUCGAGAUAGGUAGAAAGAUAGAUAGAUAGAUAGAUAGAUAGUGAAUGAAUAAAUGGAU
Messenger RNA from Aspergillus heteromorphus CBS 117.55, 3547 nucleotides. RefSeq names its product transcription factor TFIIIB subunit BRF1. Lineage: Eukaryota; Fungi; Ascomycota; Eurotiomycetes; Eurotiales; Aspergillaceae. Gene Ontology annotation, biological process: carbohydrate transport; transmembrane transport. Gene Ontology annotation, molecular function: carbohydrate:proton symporter activity; TBP-class protein binding. The coding region runs from base 182 to 3388 and encodes 1068 amino acids. The transcript is spliced from 12 exons. Gene Ontology annotation, cellular component: membrane. The record is from RefSeq and is a predicted model, not a curated record.